AUGUCGAAUUCUGUGAACAGGCCAGCCCCCGUGACUCAGAGGAACAAAGUCCCGUUGGCUCAAUCGGCGCGCAAUGCGACUCAUGGGGAUCCUGCAAACCCAACCGGAGAAGAUGCUUCCGGUGUCACGAAAUCGCAGAUCGGUUCCGCUCGUCGUUCACUCGCGAAACCGUCGGUCAGUCCCACUGGCUACAAGCGGCCAAUGUCCGCAGCCGCAGGAUCCGCGAUGAAGCUCGAGAAUCAAUACGCGAUAAAAAAGAAACGGUACCAGUUGAUCAAGAAGGACUUGAUGGACAAACAGAAAGUAGCUCAAGAUCUGUACAACCACAUGAGCCAGCUGCGCGAGCAGGUGAUCGCCAGCGGUGCGAAGGAUCCUGGGAAGCUGGAGGACCUGAAGGUCGAGAUCGGAGGGCCCAAGCAGCAGCUGACGAUCAUCGAGCCAGUCGCGGAGAACGAGCAGCCGGAGAGCUGCGUGGAGAACAUGGCCGUCUGCGAGGAGUUCGUCGACAACCUGCAUCGUCAGCUGCAGGAGAUCCCGAGGAAGUCGCAGAGCUUGUGUAGGGAGCUGCUGAACAAGCAGUCGGAGUUCGUCGCCUUCGUGGACUCUCGAUUGAAAGCCAGCGUCGAGGAGAACGAGGAGGGAAACUCGUUGGUACAGGUCGAGGCGCAACUGGAAGUCCACAGGAAGGAUUACGAGAGCUUGCAGGCGUGCAUGGAAGACAUUAAAGAGAUGGAAACGAAGACCGUGGAGGAGAUACUGAAGAACGUGAGGAACAUGGUGGAGGAGUUCGAGGACCAGCGAACGAAGCUGAGGGAGUUGAAGGGCGUGGGAGGGCAAAGGGAGUUGCAGUCGCAGUUGAACGCCACCCUGGAGGAACUGCAGGCCGAGCGAGAGAGGAGCAAUCAGAACAAGGAGCGUCUGCGACAAACGGAAGUCCAGUUGCAAAAGGCGCGAGCCAAGAUACGAGAGCUGGAGGCGCACGUGGCCAACGACGAGGGAAAGAUCCAGAUGCUGCAGGCGAACGUGAAGAACCUGGAGAACCAGGUCAGACAGAAGGAACAGUCGGUGGAUAUGAAAAUGAAGGAGAUGCAGAGAACGAUCAAGAACAGCGAGGCCCUCGUCUUCAAGGUCGAGAAACAGCGGGACAGCUACGAGUCACGAUUGGUGGAGUUGAAGGAGAAGAUGAGCAGCAAAGAAAACGAGACGAUGAACAAGAUCAAAGAGCUGUCCGAGAAGCUGGACGCGGUUACGGCUGAAGUUGCAGCCGAGAGCGAGAAAAGGCAGGAAGCCGAGGAGGCGCUCAGCGAACUGGAGGAACGGUACAAACAACUGGAAGAGAAGAGCAACCAGUUCUGCGAACUCGCGGAGAGGAAUAAAGACUUUACCAUCACGGAGGGUAGUCAUUCGGAGAACGAAGUUCGGUUGUUCAACGAGCUCCAAGCAGCAAGGGCGGAAGUGGAGAUGCAGAAGGAGAUGUUGGCGCAGCUACAGCAGGAAAAGGAAGAGAUCGUGGCGGUGAUGCAUCAAGCGGCCAGUAACGACGAAGAGGACGACACGAGGGAGAAGCUGGCAACGGAGCUGGUCUUCAAAAACAACGAACUCAAGAACUUGAAGAUGCAAUACUGCGAACUGAAAAAGGUCGCAAAAAACGCCCAAGAAAGAAAUGGGACCUUAGAAAAGCAGUUGAUAGAGAUCCAGACACUCCUUCACUCCCAAUCGAGGGAAGGUGGAAAAGCUGGUCUAAGCGCCCACACGAUCGAGCUUCAACAACAACUUUCCGAUCUCCGUAAUCAUUUGGCUGGUGUUGUCCAGCAGAAAGAGGAGCUGGAAACCGCGUUGACCCAAAAACAACUGGAGUUGGAGCAGCGCGAGUGCGUGAUGCGCGAGCAGAACAAGUUCCUUAAGGCCAGGGACGAGUUGCUCAGCAUGAUGAAGGGCAAGGUUGAUCAUGAAAACACCGACUCGUCGAACAACGACGAGAACAACGAGUACACUGAAAAGGUACACGAAAAGAUUGCUGCGAAGACAGAGGCGAUCCACGAGCUGUACUCGUCUCUGCAAGCCAAGCAGAUGCAGAUAAUGCGUCUGGAGAAGAUGGUGAAGCUGAUGGAGGACCAGCAGGACCGUGCCCAAGCUCAACGAACGCGUUUGGAGAACCGCAUCGCCCAACUGGAGCUCGCUCUGCAGAGGAACAAAGAACAGCGGGGUAAAGGCUUCAGCAUCCUGUAAGGAACUUUCUUAAGGUGGUUCAA
Messenger RNA from Hylaeus volcanicus, 2252 nucleotides. RefSeq names its product interaptin. The record is from RefSeq and is a predicted model, not a curated record. NCBI's taxonomy places the organism in Eukaryota, Metazoa, Arthropoda, Insecta, Hymenoptera, Colletidae. The coding region runs from base 1 to 2229 and encodes 742 amino acids. The transcript is spliced from 11 exons.